Diaporthe citri is the source of this 1632-nucleotide messenger RNA. RefSeq lists its product as uncharacterized. Gene Ontology annotation, cellular component: cytoplasm. Gene Ontology annotation, molecular function: IMP dehydrogenase activity. The transcript is spliced from 2 exons. Bases 1 to 1632 code for a protein of 543 amino acids. NCBI's taxonomy places the organism in Eukaryota, Fungi, Ascomycota, Sordariomycetes, Diaporthales, Diaporthaceae. The record is from RefSeq and is a predicted model, not a curated record. Gene Ontology annotation, biological process: GTP biosynthetic process.
AUGCCUUCCUCAAAUGGUGCCAUCCCCGUCAACGGCGUGUCCAAGGCCCUCGACGCCUCCAAGGCCGAGGAGAUCCUCAAGGAGUACGACAGCCGUGAUGGACUCGGCAUUCAGGACCUGAUGAACGCCAAGGUCCACGGAGGCCUGACUUACAACGACUUCCUCCUCUUGCCUGGCUACAUCGGCUUCCCCGCCUCCGACGUCACUCUUGACGCCCCCGUCACAAAGCGCAUCACCCUCAAGACGCCCUUUGUCUCCUCCCCCAUGGAUACCGUCACCGAGCACGAGAUGGCCAUCCACAUGGCCCUGCAGGGCGGCGUCGGUGUCAUCCACCACAACUGCUCCCCCGAGGCCCAGGCCGACAUGGUCCGCAGGGUCAAGCGGUUCGAGAACGGCUUCAUCAACGACCCCGUCCUGAUCACCAAGGAGACCACUGUCGGCGAGGCCAAGGCCCUGAAGGAGAAGUGGGGCUUUGGCGGUUUCCCUGUCACCGAAAGUGGCAAGCUCGGCUCCAAGCUUCUGGGUAUCGUCACCAACCGAGAUCUGCAAUUCGAGGACGUCGAUGAGCAGCCCGUCGCCAACGUCAUGGUCACUGAGCUGAUCACUGCCCCGGAGGGCGUGACUCUCGAAGAGGCCAACAACAUUCUGGCAAAGUCCAAGAAGGGCAAGCUGCCCAUCGUCGACAAGGAUGGCAACUUGGUCUCCAUGAUUUCCCGCUCCGAUCUCCGCAAGAACCUCAACUUCCCUCUCGCCUCCAAGCUCCCCGACUCUAAGCAGCUGAUUUGCGCUGCUGCCAUCGGCACCCGGCCAGAGGACAAGAUCCGGCUGAGCGGGCUCGUUGAGGCUGGCCUCGACAUCGUCAUCCUCGACAGCAGUCAGGGAAACAGUAUGUUCCAGAUCGACAUGAUCAAGUGGAUCAAGAAGGAGUAUCCUGGGCUCGACGUCAUUGGCGGAAACGUCGUGACCCGCGAGCAGGCUGCUGGCCUCAUUGCCGCCGGAGUCGACGGUCUUCGCAUCGGUAUGGGCAGCGGUUCUGCCUGUAUCACCCAGGAGGUCAUGGCUGUCGGCCGCCCUCAAGCGACUGCUGUGUAUAACGUCAGUGCUUUCGCUGCCAGGUUCGGUGUGCCUUGCAUUGCCGACGGUGGUAUCCAGAACGUUGGUCACAUUGUCAAGGGUCUUGCUCUCGGCGCUUCCACCGUUAUGAUGGGCGGUCUUCUGGCCGGUACCACCGAGUCUCCUGGAACCUCGUUUGUUUCCCGAGAGGGCAAACUGGUAAAGGCGUACCGUGGCAUGGGUAGCAUUGAUGCCAUGCAGGACAAGAAGGCCGGAGGUGGCGGCGCUGACAGCCAGAAGAGCAACGCCGGAACAGCUCGGUACUUCUCCGAGGGCGACAGCGUCCUGGUCGCCCAGGGUGUCGCUGGCGCUGUCGCUCACCGUGGCUCGAUCACCAAGUUUGUGCCUUACCUUGCCGCUGGCCUGAAGCACUCCAUGCAGGAUGCCGGUAUCAAGAGCCUGCACGAGCUUCACCAAGGUGUCCAUGACAGUGUUGUGCGCUUUGAGAUCAGGACUGCCAGCGCCCAGCUCGAGGGUGGUGUCAACAUGGAGUCGUAUGAGAAGAAGCUCUACGCCUGA